AUGGCGAUGAAGUAUUUGGUCCUAGCGAUUACUAUGUUUAUUACACUGGAUAAUUGCACUUCAUUAGCGAUGGAUGGUAGGGAUACGCUUCUAGUGGGAGAUUCGCUCGCUGGAAAUCAGACCAUAAUGUCAAAGAAUGGCACGUUUGCACUAGGGUUUUUCAGUCCGGGAGGAACAAAUAAUUGGUACAUUGGCAUCUGGUACGCAAUCUCUCCGAAGGUCAUAGUUUGGGUGGCCAACAGAGAUAAUCCUGUCAGACGCGUGCCCGGUGUCCUGAAAUUUUCAAGCCGUGGUCGUCUCAGACUGUUUGAUAGAGAGGGCCGUUCAGUGUGGUCAACUGAUGAUGGUCUGAAAGGAUCGUGGGCGAUGAUAACGGAACUUGGUAAUUUAAUAAUGCUGGGUCACAAUAAGUCUGAGAUUAUUUGGGAGAGUUUCGCUCAUCCGGGAGAUACAUGGUUGCCUGGCAUGAAGAUGUGGAAAGGCAUGAGGCUAGCUUCCUGGAAACCUUCUGUGGAUCCUGCAAUUGGGCUCUUCUCUAUAGGGAUGGAUUUGUCUCCAGGAAAGACGCAGUUGGUGAUGGUCUACAACAAUAGUGUUCCAUAUUGGUCCACUGGAGAGUGGACUGGAAAUUAUUUUGCCAAUCAUCCGGAGGUGUAUUCUCCCAAGAAAUUCGAAUGUCCUGUAUAA
This is a messenger RNA of Cryptomeria japonica (Japanese cedar), 687 nucleotides long. Its product is annotated as G-type lectin S-receptor-like serine/threonine-protein kinase SD2-2. The record is from RefSeq and is a predicted model, not a curated record. The coding region runs from base 1 to 687 and encodes 228 amino acids. The transcript has a single exon. NCBI's taxonomy places the organism in Eukaryota, Viridiplantae, Streptophyta, Pinopsida, Cupressales, Cupressaceae.